AUGCCCCAGGAACUGGCUCAAUUCGAGCGAAGUGAGCAACUCGCUUUCACUGUCGCCUACGAUGAAAACAAUACGCGAGACAUCCAAGCCCUCAUUAUCGGGCCCCCAGGCACACCCUACGAGCUGGGCUUUUAUGAAUUUGCGAUAAGAAUCCCUUCUGAUUACCCUGCGAGCCCGCCAGUGGUGAGGCUCAAGACUACUAACCAGGGACGCACACGCUUCGGUCCUAACCUCUACGCAAGUGGGAGGGUUUGCCUAUCGAUUCUGGGCACAUGGCCCGGAGACCGCGGGGAGGAAUGGUCCCCCGCACAGGGACUGGAGUCAGUCUUGCUGUCAAUUCAGAGUCUGCUGUCCUCAAACCCGUACAUCCUCGAGCCGGGGUUCGAUACCAGAGGUACCGACACUGAGAACAUGGAGGCAUACAACUCCAAGAUCCGACACGAAAACCUACGAUUGGCAGUCAUCGCCCCUCUAGAAAAAGCCCUCCAAUUUCCUUUCUUGACUUACCAACACAGAUCGCAAAGAAAUGACCAGCCACCUGUAUCUGGAGCAGCACCUGGCGAUCGACGAGGACCGGACCAAUCUUCACUCAGUGCCUUUGCUGACUUUUCCAAGCAACGAUUCCUCUGGUAUCUGGAUCUUUACAAGAACGCAAUUGAGAAAGGCAUCGUGGACGAGGCACGGAGACACAAAACCCCAUUUAUCCAGAUGCCAUUCGAGGGUGCGGGCAAUAUCAUGCAGGGUACAUGGGAUUACACCGAUCUGAAGGCCCGCCUGGCAAGCGUCCAAGGACAGUUGAUGCAGGAAACACACAAAUGGCCUGUCGAGGGCCUGGCGCUGGUCAAGGAGGACGCUGGGAUUGCGGUGAAGCUGAUGGGGCAGCAUGAACAGAUCGUUGCAGAACUGAAGUCCCAGAGACAGGUUAUCGAUCUCUCGCUCGCUGAUGGCAACCCUUUCGUCUGGCGACUCACUUACGUUGGCCGCACGGAGUCUCGACUGGAGGGUGGUAUCAUCAAGAUCAAGAUUUUCAUCAGCCCCCGGCACCCGAUAGAGCAGCCCCGUGUGUUUGUUGAGUCGCCACUCUAUCACAUCCGUGUCUCCAAGUUGGGUGUUAUGAUCUAUCUGCCAGCGCGAGCCGACGAGAUCCGCCAUCACAUCGACGGCAUCAUCAACACCCUGGAGGAUGACAACCCACCAUACAACCCACUAAUGACAGUGAACCCUGAGGCAAGCGCUCUGUGCUGGGGGACUGAAGUGGAACGCAGGCUCUACCGGCGUAAGCUUCGAGCAUCGCUGGAGGCAUCCUAG
Penicillium arizonense is the source of this 1308-nucleotide messenger RNA. Its product is annotated as ubiquitin-conjugating enzyme E2. Gene Ontology annotation, biological process: negative regulation of apoptotic process. The record is from RefSeq and is a predicted model, not a curated record. The transcript is spliced from 7 exons. Bases 1 to 1308 code for a protein of 435 amino acids. Gene Ontology annotation, molecular function: cysteine-type endopeptidase inhibitor activity; ubiquitin conjugating enzyme activity. Gene Ontology annotation, cellular component: nucleus. NCBI's taxonomy places the organism in Eukaryota, Fungi, Ascomycota, Eurotiomycetes, Eurotiales, Aspergillaceae.